GCAGGGGCAAACGGGGGAGGGAGGUUAGGGACGAGCAGCACAAAAUAAGGCGACGGGAGAGGAGAGACAAAAUCCCUCUUGUCUCUCUCUCCCCCUCCGUUUCGCAUCCUCCUAUCUGCUGUUGGGGAUUCGCCAUUGAAGAUGUUCGCCUCGCCCUUCUCCGUGACCUCUUCGCACAGCAGCGAGCAAGAGCCGGUUGCAAGGGACAGCUCUAUCAUCGUGGCCGUCGACCGGGACAAGAACAGCCAGCAGGCAGCAAAAUGGGCGGUGGAUCGGCUCCUGACCAGGGGCAGCAUGCUCCAGCUCGUCCAUGUCAGGGUUGAAGCAAACAAAGAUGAGGGUGACGAGAUAACACAGCUAUUUAUAUCAUAUAGAGGGUAUUGUGCUCGUAAAGGGAUGCAUCUGAAGGAGUUGAUCUUGGAUGGCAGUGACAUCUCCAAAGCAAUAAUUGACUAUGCCACUACCAAUGCGAUCACUGACAUUGUCGUCGGCGCAUCAACUAAGAACACAUUCAUCAGAAGGUUUAGAAAUCCCGAUGUCCCAACGUGCUUGAUGAAGAUGGCGCCUGAUUAUUGCACAGUACAUGUCAUCCACAAGGCAAAGGCCAUCCAGGUGAAGGCAGCCAAAGCUCCUGCACCCUUUACUACUCUCCCUCCAAAGCAACACUCCCAACCAAACAUAGAGUCUGAUGCCUCAAGGGCCUCAAGAGGAGACUGGAAGAAGACUUCUCAUACAUCGUCUCCAUUGGCAAGUAGUAGAAAUUCAGUGGACCGGUUAUCUGCCUAUGCAAAGGCCCCGUCGAGAGAUAGGCCUCUUACUGGAGCUAAGACAGCACCCCAGAAGGAUUUUGACGACUACAUCGAUUUCAUAGCACCACCGAGGCCCUCAGUGACUCGUAGCUCCUUUUCAGAUGACAUUGAUUUCGCAAUGAGCAUGGAGUUGCCAUCCAUAGACUUCGGUGAAUCCUUGGAGCUCUCCUCAGCGAUGUCCAUGGAAAGCCUAAGUUGUUCCGGGGAUGUGGAAGCUGAAAUGAGACGCCUGAGACUAGAACUAAAACAGACAAUGGAGAUGUAUAACUCUGCAUGUAAGGAAGCUAUUGAUGCCAAACAUAAGGCAGCACAGAUGCACCAGAUGAAGGUAGAAGAGUCCAAAAAGUACCAAGAACUACGGAAUGCAGAAGAGGAAGCUCUUGCGCUAGUUGAAAUGGAGAAAGCAAAGUGCAGAGCUGCACUUGAGGCAGCAGAAGCUGCACAGAAAAUUGCAGAGCUCGAGGCGCAGAAGAGAUUGAGAGCAGAAUGGAAGGCAAAGCGGGAGGCUGAGGAUAGGAAGAAAGCAACUGAUGCACUGAACAAAAAUGAUAUCCGGUACAGGAGAUACUCCAUUGAUGACAUAGAAGCUGCUACACAUAAGUUUGAUAAGGCGCUAAAGAUAGGAGAAGGUGGAUAUGGACCAGUAUAUAAAGCAGUACUGGAUCAUACUAAUGUUGCUAUUAAAAUCUUAAGACCAGAUGCAUCACAGGGACGGAAACAAUUUCAGCAAGAGAUUGAAGUGCUAAGCUGCAUGCGGCAUCCAAACAUGGUUCUGUUGCUUGGAGCUUGCCCAGAGUAUGGGUGCCUGGUGUAUGAAUACAUGGACUAUGGAAGCCUUGAGGACCGGCUCUGCAGACGAGGAAAAACAUUGCCAAUCCCAUGGAGCAUCCGCUUCAGGAUCGCCGCCGACAUUGCAACUGGACUUCUCUUCCUCCACCAAGCAAAGCCAGAACCACUUGUCCACCGGGACCUAAAGCCUGCCAACAUCCUCCUCGACCACAACUUUGUCAGCAAGAUCAGCGACGUCGGCCUUGCAAGGCUGGUGCCACAAUCCGCAGCCGAUGUCACACAGUACAGGAUGACAUCGACAGCUGGCACCUUCUGCUACAUUGACCCGGAGUACCAGCAGACUGGCAUGCUCACCACCAAGUCUGACAUAUACUCUCUUGGCAUCAUGCUGCUCCAGAUCAUCACGGCAAGAUCACCCAUGGGGCUCACGCAUCAUGUAGAAAAUGCCAUAGAGAGAGGAGCCUUCCAGGAGAUACUUGACCCGACGGUGACAGACUGGCCGGUGGAAGAGGCUCUGGAAUUCGCAAAGCUGGCAUUGCGGUGCGCCGAGCUACGGAAGAAAGACAGGCCGGAUCUUGGAAAAGAAAUCUUGCCAGAGCUUACGAGGUUGCGUAAUCUUGGGCAUGAUUAUGAGACUUCCCAGGUUAGCAGCGCAAGUACAAACUGUUCAAGCUCCGCACCAUACAGUUUCAAUAAUGAUGACAUCUAAAUACCAUGAGAACGAAUCUUCUGCCGGAUUAAGCAAAUCAGGCAUAAUUAUAACAGUAUAGAGCAUAGACAGACAUGGACAUGAUGAUCAGAAUUCAGUCCUAACUCAGAUGAGAUGAUCAUGGACUGCAGCGCCUGAUGAUGGGGCCUAACAUAGUUUCAGUCCACCAAACGAGAUUGUUAGCAUGUAGAUAAGGGGAGCAUACAAAGGAAACUUAUGGUGUGCAUGUGUGUAAAAUAUGUUAAUUUCAUUUUACUGUAACUGCAGCCUCAAGUUUUCAACUAUGGUUUGCCUCCAUUUUUUAAGUCACCAGCACGGUUCCUGAAAA
This is a messenger RNA of Sorghum bicolor (sorghum), 2635 nucleotides long. RefSeq names its product U-box domain-containing protein 35. Gene Ontology annotation, biological process: protein phosphorylation. NCBI's taxonomy places the organism in Eukaryota, Viridiplantae, Streptophyta, Magnoliopsida, Poales, Poaceae. Gene Ontology annotation, molecular function: protein kinase activity; ATP binding. The transcript is spliced from 8 exons. The coding region runs from base 142 to 2307 and encodes 721 amino acids. The record is from RefSeq and is a predicted model, not a curated record.